Molecule: messenger RNA, 1865 nt
Organism: Equus quagga
Lineage: Eukaryota; Metazoa; Chordata; Mammalia; Perissodactyla; Equidae
Gene: NMT1
Product: N-myristoyltransferase 1
Exons: 12
Coding region: 31-1521 (496 amino acids)
Biological process (GO): N-terminal peptidyl-glycine N-myristoylation
Cellular component (GO): cytoplasm
Molecular function (GO): glycylpeptide N-tetradecanoyltransferase activity
Source: RefSeq, a predicted model, not a curated record
AGGCGCGGAGGCCGGCUCUCGCAACUCAAGAUGGCGGACGAGAGUGAGACAGCAGUGAAGCCGCCGGCACCUCCGCUGCCGCAGAUGAUGGAAGGGAACGGAAACGGUCAUGAGCACUGCAGCGAUUGCGAGAACGAGGAGGACAACAGCUACAACCGGGGUGGUUUGAGUCCAGCCAAUGACACUGGAGCCAAAAAGAAGAAAAAGAAACAAAAAAAGAAGAAAGAGAAAGGCAGUGAAACCGAUUCAGCCCAGGAUCAGCCUGUGAAGAUGAACUCUUUGCCAGCAGAGAGGAUCCAGGAAAUACAGAAGGCCAUUGAAUUGUUUUCAGUGGGUCAGGGACCUGCCAAAACCAUGGAGGAAGCUAGCAAGCGAAGCUACCAGUUCUGGGACACACAACCUGUCCCCAAACUGGGAGAAGUGGUGAACACCCACGGUCCCGUGGAGCCUGACAAAGACAACAUCCGCCGGGAGCCCUACACCCUGCCCCAGGGCUUCACCUGGGAUGCCUUGGACCUGGGCGACCGGGGUGUGCUGAAAGAACUGUAUACCCUCCUGAAUGAGAAUUAUGUGGAAGAUGAUGACAACAUGUUCCGAUUUGAUUAUUCCCCAGAAUUUCUUUUGUGGGCUCUCCGGCCGCCUGGCUGGCUCCCCCAGUGGCACUGCGGGGUUCGAGUGGUCUCAAGUCGGAAACUGGUUGGGUUCAUUAGUGCCAUCCCAGCAAACAUCCACAUCUAUGACACAGAGAAGAAGAUGGUGGAGAUCAACUUCCUAUGUGUCCACAAGAAGCUGCGCUCUAAGAGGGUGGCUCCCGUCCUGAUCCGAGAGAUAACCCGGCGGGUUCACCUGGAGGGCAUUUUCCAAGCUGUUUACACUGCCGGGGUGGUCUUACCAAAGCCUGUUGGCACUUGCAGGUACUGGCAUCGGUCCCUAAACCCCCGGAAGCUGAUUGAAGUGAAGUUCUCCCACCUGAGCAGAAAUAUGACUAUGCAGCGUACCAUGAAGCUCUACCGACUGCCAGAGACUCCCAAGACAGCCGGGCUGCGACCAAUGGAAAAAAAAGACAUUCCAGUAGUGCACCAGCUUCUCACUAGGUACCUGAAGCAGUUCCACCUCACGCCAGUCAUGAGCCAGGAAGAGGUGGAGCACUGGUUCUACCCCCAGGAGAAUAUCAUCGACACUUUUGUGGUGGAGAAUGCAAACGGAGAGGUGACGGAUUUCCUGAGCUUUUAUACACUUCCUUCCACCAUCAUGAACCAUCCAACCCACAAGAGUCUAAAGGCUGCUUAUUCUUUCUACAACGUUCACACCCAGACCCCUCUUCUAGACCUCAUGAGCGAUGCCCUUGUUCUCGCCAAAAUGAAAGGGUUUGACGUGUUCAAUGCACUGGAUCUCAUGGAGAACAAAACCUUCCUGGAGAAGCUCAAGUUUGGCAUAGGGGAUGGCAACCUGCAGUAUUAUCUUUACAAUUGGAAGUGCCCCAGCAUGGGGGCGGAGAAGGUUGGGCUGGUGUUACAGUAACCAGUUGCCAGUGAGAUUCUGGAUAAAGCCACUGAGAAUUCAAACCAGGAAAUGGAACCCCACCACUUGUUGGUCCAAUUUUCACAAACGUGAGAGUCCCAGGCAAAGGGAACAGAACUGAACCGGCUUUACCAAACCACCACUGAACUUGACAAUUGUAUUGCAAGCGUAGGCUGCGUGAUGUCACCUCUGGCCAUGUCUCUGGUCUCCCUGUUUUCCAAUUUAUCACAUUCUUAUGCAGCCGUGAUCAAGGGAAUGUAACUGCUGAAAGCUAGCUCGUGAUUGGCAUAUUAUGGAGUUAACGGGUGAAUAAUAAAAGUAUAUAUAUAUAUUAUAUAUAUAAA